AUCAAUUAUUGAAAUUUUUAAAAAAAUUGGUAAAAUUUAUUUAAAAAAAAAACAUUUUGAUGAUUCAUUAUUAUAUUAUACAAAAUUAAAAAACAAGAAAACAAAUUUAUUUAAAAAUGAUUCAGUUUCAUUUGAUUUAUUUAAAGAUUUAGCUAAUUUACAUUUUGAAAAACUUCAUUUAGAUGAAUCAUUUAUUUAUUUUGAAAAAAUUCUUCAACAACAAUUAAAUGAAUUUUCAUCAAAUGAUUUUUCAAUUAAAAAACUUUAUCUUAUUUGCGGAAAUAUUUGUUUAGAAAAAUUAAAAUAUGAUAAAGCUUUUUAUUAUUUUUAUUCAUUAUUAAAUUUUGAAUUAAAAUUAAAAUAUUUUAAUGAUCCAACAUUAAUAAAAAUUUAUAAAUUUUUAGCAAAUAUUUCUUAUCGACAAGAUAAAUAUGAUAAAUCAUUAAUAUAUUUUUAUCGUUUAAUUGAUUGUUUAAUUCAACGAAGACCAUUAGAUGAUUAUUCAAUUAUUAAUACUUAUAUUAUGAUUGGAAAAAUAUUUUUAAAAAAACAUUUUAAAAAUCAAUUAAGAAAUUAUUUAAUUUUAAUAAAUGAUGAAAAAACAAAAGAAAUUAAUGAUAUUGAUAUUUCAUAUGAAGUUUAUCAUUUAGAUCAAACAUUAGAUUAUUUCAAUAAAAUUUUAGAAAAAAAAUUUCAAUCAAAUAUUUUCUCAAAAGAUUCAAUUUAUAUAAUUAUUGCAAAUAUUUAUUUACAAAAACAAGAUUCAUAUCAAGCAUUACAUUAUUUUAAUUUAUUAAUUAAUUCACUUUAUGAAAAACAACCACAAGGAGAUUUAACAACAGCUAUUAUUUAUUCUUUAAUGGGUGAUAUUCUUUUUAAAUUAACUGAUUUUAGUCAAGCAUUAAUACAUUAUCAAAAUUCACUUGUUAUUUAUCAAAAAUUAUAUGAAAAAAAUCAUUCUGCUGUUUUAACUGCCAAAUAUAAAAUUAGAGAUACACUUUUUCCUGUUUUAUAA
Messenger RNA from Adineta steineri, 1015 nucleotides. Lineage: Eukaryota; Metazoa; Rotifera; Eurotatoria; Adinetida; Adinetidae. The record is from the annotation of a GenBank genome assembly.